AUGAACUGCAAAGAAUCACGUCCUAUUCCUCUGCCAGAUAAUUUGCUAGAGCCUCUGUAUGUUGCUUCUGGGACUUCGAAUUUGAGUAGAGCUUGCGAAUGCCUGAUUGAAGCUGCAAAAACACCUGACGGGCGGCUAGAUCUCGCCUCCAGAGGAAUUCUUUUAUCAGUUCUUGAAUUAUGUCGAUAUCCACAUCAACUUUCUCGUCAUGACCUUAUCUUAUCCUUGAAGCUCCUCAGAAACUUGUGUGCUGGAGAAAUUAUAAACCAAAACUCAUUUAUAGAUCAAAAUGGUGCCGAGAUUCUUGCAACUCUCGUUAGCUCAUUAGGCUUGAUUACUGGUUCUGACGAUGGGUUACUUCCUUUGGUAUUGCAAGUUUUGGGAAAUGUUCCAUUGGCUGGUGAACAUCAACGUGUUGCUGUAUGGCGCCAGUUCUUUCCCCAUAAGUUUUUGGAUAUUGCUAAAGUUCAACGCAAGGAAACAUGUGAUCCGUUGUGCAUGGUUAUCUAUGUAUGUACUGAAGGUAGCAAUGAACGGUCUUUGGAACUGUUUGCUGAUGCAGGACAGUAUAUCAUUGUUGAAAUUUUGCAGACAGUUACAAAAGCUGGCUUCAGGCAAGAUUGGGUGAAGUUGCUCUUAUCAAGGAUUUGCAUUGAAGAACCUUGUUUUCCAUCAAUUUUCUCGAAACUAUCUCGAGUGGCUGAAGCUGUGAACUCCAGUGAGGUUAAUAGUUUCGGACCUGAGAAAGAAUUCCUGCUGCGUAUCCUCUCAGAUAUACUAAAUGAGCGAGUUGGAGACAUUGUUGUUUCCGGUGAUUUUUCUUUGUGCAUUUUCGAGAUAUUUAAAAGCGCUCUUGGAGUAGUUGACUUUAGCAAAAGGGGAAACUCGUCCAUUCCGACUGGCUCCACAGACAUUGAUGUAAUGGGCUUCACUCUUUCCAUCUUAAAAGAUAUUACUGCUUGUAAUAAAAAAGUUACCAAGGAGGAUGAAAAAGAAGAUAAUGUAGAUAAGCUAGUGGCAGCCGGGCUUGUUAAAUUUCUCCUAGACGUGCUACGUGGCUUGGAGCCUCCUACAACUAUCCGGAAAGCAACGAUAAACAGUGAUGAUGCAAGAAAUGAAACAACUUCGCGGGAUUACAAGUACUGUCCUUACAGAGGCUUCAGGAGAGAUAUUGUUGCCGUUAUUGGAAACUGUAGCUACCGAAAAAAGCAUGUUCAGGAUGAAGUAAGAGAACAAUGUGGGAUUCUUUUAUUGUUACAACAGUGUGUGACGGAUGAAGAGAACCCAUUCUUGAGGGAGUGGGGCAUCUUUUCCAUGAGAAAUAUUUUGGAAGGGAAUAUAGAAAACCAAAGACUGGUUACUGAUUUGGAGCUCCAACAAACCGUGGAUAGCCCUGAAAUAUCUAAGCUGGGCCUCCGAGUAGAAGUUGAUCCAACGACUCGCCGCCCAAAGCUCAUUAACACAUCCUGA
This is a messenger RNA of Striga hermonthica, 1470 nucleotides long. Lineage: Eukaryota; Viridiplantae; Streptophyta; Magnoliopsida; Lamiales; Orobanchaceae. The record is from the annotation of a GenBank genome assembly.